AUUUUACAGUGCAACACAUCAAAACAAAUGUCUUCCUCUACGAUCCCAAUAUUCUUGCUACUUGUUGCAUACAUGAUUAUAGGUAGUGUAUAUAAGUCAGUAAUUUGUUAAACUAAGCAGGCCAAGGCAGUCGAAUCUUCUAGAAAAAGAAUAUUCCCGAUGAAGUCGACGUCUUCGCGUCCGUUGUCAUGGCAACGUAUGUGCUUGGGGAAGACAAACGUUUCAGCAGUCGCUUCGUUUUAAUAUCGUGAAAGAGGUGCCAAGGCAACAUUGAAAGCGUAUUGGUCGAGCGUGAGCAAACUAGGCUGUGAUUGGUCACUUUAAACCAAUCAGCACGAUCGUGUACUUGCCUUUUACACACCAUAGAGCCGUCUAACACUGUUACAGACCGGGUUUGGUAUCAAGCUAUUAGCACAGAAAGCUAACAUGUCAGGGGUUAAAAAGGAGUUUGAACAAACUUUCACUUUUCGCCUUCUUCCCGCCAGGAAGUUCUCUUUUCUGGAAGAAAAGGAGACAGUGGACCUGUUGAUGAAAUGGUCCAUGCUUGGGAGACUCUCAGCACAAACGUUCAGCUUUGACCAGAAGUUCACCCCGUACGCUGGUGAGAGGUUCGCACUGUGCUUCUUCAGAGAUGCCAAGGUGUUAUCCAGUCUGAGAAUGAUGGCAGCCUGGGAGCCUCUUAACAAACCUGUCGUGUCUGUUGAUGUGGAGGUGGUACCAUGCACAAAAAUCUCAAUGGACCUAUUUGACCCCAUCUACACUUGUGGCAUUGUGGGCACCUCAGGACGCAUCGCCGUAUGCUUCCACGAGGUCUACCCUGACUACGACAAACUGCGAGAGAUGCUGCAGGAUGAGGACUCAGAGCACUACUACGUGGUCGGAAGAGCCGAGCGAGGGGAGUUUCUGUUUCACCUCUUCAAGCAUCUCUGCCUCGGAGGAGAGCUGAAUCAAUAUGAAGACACCGUUGAGCCUUAUGUCAGCACCACCAAGAAAAUAUACAAAGAUCUCAUUAGUGUUCAAAAGGAUCCAGAAAGUAAAAAGAUCAGUGUUGUCUCAACGGUGCUCAAAGUCUACGUCUUUGAUGAAUCCGGUCGACGUUACCCUGGGACACAAGAGGAAGAGCAGACAUUUGCCUACAUGAUAGUGGACCCCUUCAAACGCCAUGUAACUCUACUCUGCCACUGUUUUGGUAUUGGAAACAUGUCCCUAUAAGAUCAUUAAGAGGCCUUCUGAAUUCAUGAAUUGCACAAUUAAAUUUUACAAUAUGUAAGGUAAAUGCUGUGCUCGCAGAAAUGGUCAUAAGGAUGAAUAUUUUUUUGGUCUAUUUUUCCCUUUUCUUUUUUCUUUUGCCCUUCUUCACAAUAGUGGAAGGAGUUUAUCCUGAUUUAGAAGGAUAAGACCUUCCCCUUUUCUUUUAAAGGGGAAGGCAUUCUAACUCCUGACAUAUGAUAUUGUUCUUAGUUGUUAAUGCAGUUAUAUUUUAUAGUAAUACAUAUAUAUUUCUAUGAAUAUUUAUAUAUUUAUAUUAGUAUAUAGCGACGAUAUAUUUCCCCUCAAAAUAACA
This is a messenger RNA of Doryrhamphus excisus (bluestripe pipefish), 1564 nucleotides long. RefSeq names its product cilia and flagella associated protein 300 (gene cfap300). NCBI's taxonomy places the organism in Eukaryota, Metazoa, Chordata, Actinopteri, Syngnathiformes, Syngnathidae. The record is from RefSeq and is a predicted model, not a curated record.